AUGAGGUUGACAUUGACCUUUUGUCUACUCGUUUCCUUGGAUAUCGUAUCUGGACUAUUUAGUGUCCCGACAGUGAUAGACGAGGGAAACGCAGGGCACUUGGGCUUUGCUGGAAACUAUGCGGGAAUAUCAUAUGUGAACAGCUUACAACAAUUUCAGUCAACAAACGAGGACUCGAUUAUUUUACGAAACAAUAACAAUACCUAUGAAAAAAUCAGUCAUUUUCAAGGCAAUAUCACAUCAUCGUGUAUGUUUCAAAACUCUAUUUAUUUUGGAGGUCAUUUUGAAACUGUCAAUCAAACAUACCUCGUUCAUCAUGUCGUAAAAUUUGAUACACAAACAAAUCAGUUUCAGUCUUUAGAUCAAGGUUUAAAUGGUCCUGUCUAUUCUCUAUAUUGCGAUGAUUUGGAUCAAGUACUUUAUAUUGGUGGAAAUUUCUCUUCUCCUGUAGAUACAAAUUCCACAAUGUCCAACGUUGCUUCUUGGAACAUAAAGAAUAGUUCUUGGUCCUUAUUGCCUUGGAAAGGAUUUAAUGGUCCAGUCUAUACCAUCACCAAAAACAAAAAGUAUAAUACUAUAUUGUUUGGUGGGCAUUUCGAUGCUACUGGGGAUGGCCAGUUCUUUAAUUCAAAUACAAGCCAACUGGUUCCAUUGAAUUCACCUACUUCAAUAUCUUCAGGAAAUGGUGCCUAUCAAGCUGAUCCAAAAAGUAUCAUUUGUCCUGCUCAAAUAUCAAAUGCUCAACCUUGGUAUCUGCAAGAUGGUGUCCCUGGCUAUUGGGAUGCAAAUUUUGCUAAUCCGGUAGAGCCCACUGUAUUUAGGCUAUCAAACACUCACACUGAAAAAGGAACAAUUUCAUUCAAUAUACUUGCAUUAGGCUGGAACCAUUAUUUUAACUUGUCGUAUGUAGACCCUGUUACACAGCAGACAAUUGUUUGUUCAAAGGAUUGCACGUUAUCCAACGAUACAUAUCAAGACUUCACAGUCGUAGAUCCUAUUACAGCGACUGGUAUUCGAAUCAAUAUAAAUAGCUGGUAUGGCUCUGGUGGCGGUCUGGGUUAUGUUCAAAUAUAUCAAUCAGAUAUUUCUGUAAAUCCACAUCUGAAUACAAAUGAUUCUCAAUGUAAUCCUACUGCAUCAUCUACUCAAACCACAGUCACCGGAAAUUGGAAAGAUGUUUAUGUUUUUGGUUACUACCAAACUAUACUAGUAGCAAACGUGCCAUAUUCUGAAUUGGCUACUUCAAACACUGCCAUUGUAUACGAACCAAAUAUCCCUGCACAGGGACAAUACGAUGUCUAUGCAACUACACCUGGAUGCGUUGGAAGUUCCAAUUGCUUUACUAGAACACAGGUGGAAUAUUCACUCGAAUUAUCCCCUGGUUUUCCUGUCACAACUAUUAUAUCUGAUCAAAAUACUUUUACUGAUCAUCGUAUUCUGUUAUACAGUGGAUAUAUUUCUCCUGUCUCAACAAACUUUAGACCCUCGAUUACACUUCGCCCAGCUCCAAAUGCCACUAAGCCUUCAAAUAACGAUGCAAACGUUCAAAUUAUGGCUGAUACAAUUGAAUUUGUUAGAAAUAUGACAGCUGCGCCAUUGGUCAGCAUACUAGAAUACAAUCCUGCAAAUGCAACAAACACAACAGCUAUAUCUUGGAAGCCUUUAAAUCGAUCCAUUGUGUAUUCGAUUGAUGCUUCAGAUGGUGAUUUACUUUAUAUUGGAGGAGAAUUCGCUAGUUCAAAUACAACUGGAUUUAGGAAUAUCGUUUCCUACAAUAAUCAACUAGGACAGUUACUUGCUUUAGAUAACAGCUCUGCUGGUUUGAACGGUAAAGUCUCCAAACUGCUUUUAUCCAAUACAAUUUUAUACGUUGGUGGUGAUUUUAAUGCAACCAUGACAAAUUUAAAUCUUAAACACGUUGGUCAAUUCGAUACGGCUAAAAAAUUAUGGUCACCGCUUGGAGAUGGAGUAGAUGGUUCAGUCAAUAAUCUCUUGUUAUCGUCAGAUAAUACAACACUCACUGUUUCUGGGCCUUUUAACCAUCGGCUGUCGAUCAACAAUACGAAAAUGUCAGUCGGUAACGCACAGUGGAAUACGAAAUUAUUGUCAUGGACUGAAAGAUCUUCGCUUGUCGUUGGAGAGGUCGCAAUCGACUAUCAAAAUAUACUAGCAGGUGCAAUUUUAGGUGCACAGACGUACCGUGCCGAUCUUGUUCUUUCCAGCAGCCUUAAUUCAUCUAGACAUAUUUUUAACGAUUCUGUAACAGUCUCUGCUGGUGUGACGUGGUUGAACAAUCAGACAUACGAAGAGCAUACAGUGAUUGCACAAUACACUGAAGAGAUGAAUGAAACGUCCACCGUCUUAUCCUAUAGUAACGUUACUAAUGCAUGGACUACGAUCGAUGUUUUUCAAGGACGUGUCUAUUCAUUAGCCACAUUUGGAACCUGGCUCUACGUAGGUGGACAGUUCUCUUCAGAAGCAACUCAAUCUAUAAGCUUAGCUAUUUAUGAUCUUGUCAGUAAUAAUACAAAUAUUCGUAUUCAUGGUGUAACAGGAACUGUCAAUGUUAUUAAGCCUCAUCCAGAUGGGAAAAAAGUAUUAAUUGGCGGUAAAUUUUCAAAGGUCGGUCUGUUAGAUUGUGAAGCAGUGUGUGCAAUCGAUCCUUCCACGCUUCAAUGGGAUCCCAUCGCCUUGAGUUUGACAGGAACUGCUUAUGACAUGAUCAUUCCAAUCAACGAGGAACCCCAAAAGAUUAUCGUGGUGGGUGAUCUCCGUAUUCAAAAUCAACCUGCUACUGCUAUUGCAAGUGUGACUGAUGCAGCUGAUAAUUGGUCUACUGUCUUGAGCUCGGACCAACUGUCUGGUAUCCCAAACACAAUUAUUAGCAGUGUCGACAACGAGGUAAUUGUUGCUGGAACAAGUCUAUCAAACAGCUUUUUCGUUGGAUCUUUGAACGGUAAUACAUAUACAUCAUUGGCUUCGAAUUUAGCACAAGGAACUAUUAUCAGUCAACUACUACUGGUGCCAAUCUCUAGUUCGUCUGAGCAACGAUAUCCCAGUGGCACACAGAAUAUGUUAUUAGCUGUCGGGACUUUGAACAUUCAAGAUUUUGGAAACGCUAGUGCAGCACUUUAUGAUGGAACUGCUUGGUAUCCUUAUUUACUUACUACUCAAUUGAAUGGUAAAGCCGGUAAUAUACAAAAGGUGAUUCACCCCACAGGUUUCAAUGGUAUUACCAAUGGACGUCGUAAGUAUUAA
Messenger RNA from Mucor mucedo, 3258 nucleotides. RefSeq names its product cortical protein marker for cell polarity-domain-containing protein. The transcript is spliced from 10 exons. Bases 1 to 3258 code for a protein of 1085 amino acids. Gene Ontology annotation, biological process: positive regulation of establishment of bipolar cell polarity regulating cell shape. Gene Ontology annotation, molecular function: protein binding. The record is from RefSeq and is a predicted model, not a curated record. Lineage: Eukaryota; Fungi; Mucoromycota; Mucoromycetes; Mucorales; Mucoraceae. Gene Ontology annotation, cellular component: plasma membrane of growing cell tip.